GGAGAAAUACAAACAGAUCUGGGAGCAGACCGAGUUUCCAUUUCGAGGAAAUCUCGCGGCGCCCACAAUUACUUCCAAAACCAUGGCUUCAGCUGGAGCAAUCAAUGACUCAGGUCUCUUGGCCAUUGCGCUGGUCAUCAGAUCGAAAGAUGGUCCCCGCUUCGUAUUCCAUUACCCUCCACGUCCGACGACAAAGACCUCCCGCUGCGAGAAGCUGUACGGAACAGAGCUGGACGAGAGUGAUUCGGAGGAUGAGAACGAACAACGAGAUGAAUUGGACGAUUCUGAUCUUGAGGAAUCGCGUUUCAUGGCAGGCAAGGGGCUUGGCAAACUCGAUCUCAAUGAUAAACCUGAAGGAAAGAAGACUGAUCACGUGGAGGUCCUCGAAGGAGAUGACCACUACGACGACGCGAGUGGUGAGCAGGUGGUUCCUUGGGAGACCUUGUUCAACUUCACAACUGCCGAUCUCCGAAGCAUCCUGACCCCGGCAAGAGCCUAUCACAAGAAGAAAUUCGAGUUGUCCUUGGAUCCUCUUCACUUCGUAACAUACCCAAUCCAUAUCCGCGAGGAUGGAUCAUGGAAGAAGAAGAAGCCAAAGAAGGCCAAGAAACAGAACUCUUCAGCUCCGUCCGAGGGAAGCAAGGGUGGCGAUGGUACCACGGUCCAGGAAGGAGCCGGCAAAGCUGCUGACAAUAAUUCCGAAGAUGGUGACGAUCAUGGAGGCAUGACAAUGUUCAAUGUUGUCUUUGUACUCAGCCUUCCGAAGCAUGAAGCGGAUGAGAGGAUUACGGAAAUCUAUCAACAUGUGAUCAAAAGCUUUCACAAGGCUUUGAACCAUGCCCAAGCUUCUUCCAAUUAUGUGUGGAAGGAGUCGGAGAUGAUUCUUGGAAUGAAGGAAAAGGCAAGAGAAGAAAGACGACCCAUGAGCUGGUUGUGGAGCGAAAUACUUGUCCGAUCGACGUUGGCCAGUUCAAUUCGAGAUGUCUUCAUUGCUGUUUCGAACAACAAGAUCGCCACUAUUCAACUGAACACAACUCCGCCAUUGGAUUUGUCACUUCAGAUUCCAGUCCCAUCCUUCCUCACACGACUCCCUACACCGACUGAGCGAGCUAUGCCUGGUUUGAUUGUCACAACAGCCAACCCUUUGGUCAACGAUGAAGGAAGUGAAGAGCAAGAAGUCUUGAACAAGCACUUUGCCUUACUUCUCCUCAAUGACGAGAGUAAGAUCAUUGCAGAAAUCCAGGCAGACGAUACCGAUAUAUCAGCACCGCUCCUGGAAUGCAUUCGACUAUGCAAGCCAGCUCAAUCCUUCCUGCAGGUCGCUCAAGCCAACAACAUUGAGCUUGGAAGCUUGCUGAUCUUGGCCCAACACUUAAUCCACUGGCGCCGAGCUAUUGCCAUCCCACCACUGCACUCCCGCGAGAUGUACAUCGUGUCUCCCAACUGCGAUAGUCGAAAGCUCCCCGCCGCAAGCGUCGCAUGGAAGAAAGCAUUUCCUCUUGCACCUUCUCUUCCUAGCUUCUUGGCCAUGCUAUCAGCCGCUCCUCGCCCAUACAAAUCCUUCGCACCGAGCAAGAACCAUCGCCCUACAUAUCUCGAAAUGCUUGCCUGGCUUAUUCGGGGCGGUUGGGUCACGCAACUACGCACAUUUGCGUGGAUCUUGGUUUGGCCGGAAAUCAUCUACGAGGUUGAUUAUGAACUGAAGGCUGAAGCCAUCGAAAAGUCAAAGAAGGGUACCAAGUCUCACAGCGGAUCGAGCGAGUCACCAGAAUCGACCGAUGAGUCUGGUCCCGACAAGAACAGUGAUAAUGACCAGAUCACAGCUUUGACGACUGAACAGGUCGCCGAAAACGCUCGUCUAGGCAGACUUGCCGACAAAGCUGCCAAGCAGGCUGCUGAGGAGGCUGCUACUUUCGCGAAGAUGCCUGUCCCUGUCGCCACGGAACAUAUUUCCAAGAACCAGGCUGAGCACCUCAAGAGCAUUGCCCCGUAUAUCAUCAAGGACCCUCACAGGGUUUCACAUGAGGAGUCUCUGUACAUCGCUGCUAUCGGAAAGCGCAUUCUGGAUCCGAAGGCCAAGGACUGCUGGCAAAAAUUUGUGAAAUACUUCAAUGGCAACGAGGCUCUGGAGACAAUUGCACUUCGUGAAAACAUGAAGCGCAAGGAAACUUGGGGCAUUUUGAUGCACUACCAGGAGCAUAUAUUGAUUUGUAAGCAUUGGUGAGAUCAGAGCGCUGUGUUUGUUGAGGUAGGACCGUUUAUGGUUCACUACCUAUGCUCUUGAGGACUUGCCACGAUUUUACGCAGGAAGCGGGCUUUUCAGAACACAGUGACUCUUCGUGGCGUUAUCAGGUUGUUUUCAGAGAUACCCAGGUAGAUUUG
Messenger RNA from Mollisia scopiformis, 2382 nucleotides. RefSeq names its product UPF0171-domain-containing protein. The record is from RefSeq and is a predicted model, not a curated record. Gene Ontology annotation, biological process: TORC1 signaling; cellular response to amino acid starvation; negative regulation of TORC1 signaling. The transcript has 2 exons. The coding region runs from base 83 to 2224 and encodes 713 amino acids. Lineage: Eukaryota; Fungi; Ascomycota; Leotiomycetes; Helotiales; Mollisiaceae. Gene Ontology annotation, cellular component: GATOR1 complex.